This is a messenger RNA of Rotaria sp. Silwood2, 939 nucleotides long. NCBI's taxonomy places the organism in Eukaryota, Metazoa, Rotifera, Eurotatoria, Philodinida, Philodinidae. The record is from the annotation of a GenBank genome assembly.
AUGUCAAUUUAUUCAAAUUCAACCAUAUAUUGCUUGACAUUAAAUAUUUUUUCGUCUAUUUUUGAAAUAAUUUCUUUUGUUAUUUCAUUAAUAUUAUUAUGUUUUAUUGUUUAUCGAUUUAUUUUUAAUAAUUAUGUUAAAAAUUCAUUAAAACAUAAUAUUCCAAUUAUUCUUUCUAUUAAUGCUCUUUGUUUACAUGUUGUUAAAAGUUUUAUACAAUUUAUUAGUGUCAAUUUCAAGACAUUACAACGAGAUUUUUAUUUUAUUAUUGAACCAAAUGAUUCAUCCUUUUGUCGUUUUUAUAGUUAUUUGUUUUUCUCAAUUAUAAGUGCUUUAUAUUGGAGUUAUGUUCUUCAAGCAAUAUUUCGUUUUACACGAGUUUUAUAUCCAAGAAGUUUAAGAUUACAUCAAUCGAAUACUUAUUUAUAUUUAUUUAUUCCUGGUCAAAUUUUACUUUCAUGUUCUAGUGUUUUACCAUUUUUAGUGGUCUUUAAUUCUAUAUGUUUAAUACCAGAUGAAAUUUAUUGCAGUAUAUCAAUGGAAGAAUAUAUUCCUUUAAUUUAUUUUAUCUUAGUUAUUUUUUGUUUACCAAUGAGUAUUAUUUUUGUAUUUUAUAUUUGUUUAAUUUGUAAAAUACGUCUAUUAUUAUUCACAAAUUCUUUUCGACAACGCAAUCAACGUGAUUAUAUUGCAAUUCGACGUAUUAUUUUAGUUAUUUUUAUUGUAAGCAUAACAUCUGUUCCAGCUGUUAUUGAUAUUAUUGUUUAUUCACCUAAACGUCAUCAUAAUCCAUUUAUUUAUCGUUUACAAUGGAUUUCUUCUUCUUUGAAUUCAUUGAUAUUUAUUGUAAGUUUACCAUUUGUCAAUCCACAAUUAUUUGAAUUUCUGAAGAAAUCACAAAAGUAUACGACAUGUAACAUUCCGCUUCAUACAACGUGA